AUGCCCAUUGUUGCGUGCCAUAACUCUGGAGGUCAUUCGAGACGGCCUGACCGCGCCGGCAUCAACGGUCACUUCAAUUGUGGUUAUUUCCAUAUGCCGCUACAAUCGUCACGGACUAAAAGGACGGUGUCUAGUACUCUCCGCGAAAACCACGAUUCGGGGGUUGGGUGUCCCCGGAACCAGCCUAACUCGCCAUUCCCAUCGCACAAUCAAGUACAAAAGGACCAAGAGACGAAAUCAACAUCAUUGAGUGUAGCAGCCUUCAAUGCCCAAGAACUGCACUCCAAUCACACAACGCUCCAAUCGAGCAAUAUGGCAAGCAAAGUUUUCAAAGCUUCAAUGUCAACCAAGACAGCCCCAAUCGCCAUCAUUGGUGCUGGACCAUGCGGCCUCACACUAGCCCGACUACUCGAGCGUCAAAAGGUCGACUACGUAAUCUACGAACGAGAUAAGAGCGCUGCAUCAGCCAACGCCGGUGGCUCGUUGGAUAUCCACGAGGCGACUGGUCAAGCGGCGCUUCGGAAGGCGGGUCUGUGGGAUGCGUUUCGCAAAGAAGCCAGAUGGGAAGACGACAGAUUCACGGUAUACGACAAAUUUGGAAAGCAACAUCUCGACAUCAAAAGCAAUGGCGGAGUUGAUGAAGCGGGACGGCCAGAGAUAGAUCGCAAAGCGUUGCGACAAAUCCUUCUGGACUCCGUACCGCAAGAGAAGAUCCGAUGGGGAAGCACCUUAAAAGCUGUUAAAAUGCAUAAGGCUGGCUCGCCGGCCCUCGAGUUCACCUCCGGUGCCACUGCGGAAGGGUUCAAGCUUGUGGUUGGCACUGACGGUGCUUGGAGCAAGGUUCGCUCGAUGAUUACACAAGCGAAGCCUGAGUACUCCGGCAGAACAUACGUGGAAGCCCAAAUCACGGAAGAAAACCCGCUGUUCAAGUCAGUCUUGGACAAGUUUGGGCAUGGAACUGCAUCUUUACUGGCGGGAGCAAGCCAAAUGAUCGUACAGCGGCAGGGAAACGGAUGGUACAGGGUGUACUUCGGGAUACAAGCUCCCGAGCACUACGUUGGCAGAGAGCUCGACUCAGCAAGCGUUGAUGCCUUGCGAAACUCACUGCUAUCCGACUUCUACAGCGACUGGGCGGAGGAACCGAAAGACUACAUCCGACGAGCCGACCACUUUCGCAGUUGGCCGUUGUAUCACCUCCCUGUUGAAAGUCAGAAAUGGGCGACGGUGCCAGGUCUGGCCCUGGCUGGGGAUGCAGCUCACUUGGCACUCCCCAACGGUGAAGGUGUCAACUGUGCUAUGUGGGAUGCGAUGGAACUGGCUAAAAGCAUUGAGGCCUAUGGCCUCGACAAGCUGGAUGAUGCGGUUCGCGAAUAUGAGAAGGACCUCUUGGUGCGGGGCAAAGCUCACAUCGAAGACGGCAUACAGCUUGGGAAUCUGAUGUCGCAUGAGACUGGACCGGCCGCUUUAUCCGACUUCCCGAUGUCUCAUUCGCCUAUUAUCAGUGUCUCACGCUUGACUACGCCAUUGAUUCUGCCUGGGCUUACUCUCCCCGAAAUUGUUAGUCGGCCCAUUCUAAAGUCCGGAUUACGCCGUGGUGCGGAGCACCAAAAAGCCACGCUUGAGAUCCCGUCCUCCCCUCUUCACGGCAUCGGCCUUGGCACGACACCGUCCGACAUUGCAACCAUGUCGGCUCCCGGGAUAGCAAGCAGCAAAUCGGACACCGCUCCUCGAGCAAAACCCCAGCGCGUCCUCGCCUGUGUCCUCUGCCAGCAGCGCAAGAUCAAGUGCGACCGCAAGUUCCCCUGUUCGCAUUGCACAAAACAUCAGCUGCAGUGCGUGCCUGCGACACAGAACCGGCCACGGAGACGGCGAUUCCCGGAGAGGGAGCUUCUCGAUCGCUUGAGAAAGUAUGAGGGCCUACUACGACAGAAUAAGGUUGAUUUUGAGCCACUCCACGGUGACCUAGGGGCCAGGUAUGGGAAGUCUGUCGAUGACAGUGGCGGGUCGGACGAUGAGCACCGAUCCGAAGGUGUGGGAAUGCCUUCACCAUCAGUCACUGUGAAAUCUGAAACAUCAUAUGAGCCUAAGAACUUUUGGCAUUUGGUGAGCCCAGAGCUCGACGACUCGCAUGCUGGCUUGCGAGAGACUAUCAGGCAAACGUGGGAUCAAGCCUGCGAUAGCGAUGACCAUAUUCUCUUCGGAUCCCCAGACCGAUCAUCCGUCGACCUUUCAACGCUCCAUCCUGAGCCCGUCCACAUCUUUCGAUUAUGGCAGAUUUACCUCGACAAUGUGAAUGCGCUGCUUCGAGUGACUCACGCCCCCAGUUUUCAAGCGCGCAUCAUUGAAGCCGUGAGCAGCGUCGAAAACAUGAGUCCCGCAUUGGAGGCUCUCAUGUUCAGCAUAUACUCUAUGGCCAUCUUGAGUCUUUCCGAGGAUGCAUGUUACGAAACUUUCAAGCAGCCGAGAGCCCUGCUCUUGACCAAAUACCAAUUUGGUUGCCAGCAAGCUCUCUCAAACAGUCAGUUCUUGAGAACAAAUGACAUUGACUGCCUGACUGCGUUAUUUCUUUAUCUACAUGCGAGCCGCCCUAGUGCUCACAUCCGAUCAAUAUCAUCUCUCCUCGGCGUUGCGAUCCGCAUCGGCCAGCGUAUCGGUCUCCAGCACGAAUCCGCCAACACCAGGUGCACCGUCCUAGAAGCCGAGAUGCGUCGGAGGCUCUGGUGGUCCUUGGUGCUGUUCGACGCCCGCAUGAGCGGUCUGACCGAGCACAAGGCGACCAACUUGACCCCGACAUGGGACUGCGCCGUGCCGCUGAACGUUAGUGACUCUGACCUACGAGCAGAAAUGAAAGAACCACCGAGGGCGGAGAUGAAAGUCAGCGAGGCACUUUUCUCGGUGGUGACGGCUGAGCUCGCCGAUUUCACCCGGCACACUGCGUUCUACCUCGACAUGACGAAUCCGAUUCUCAAGCCCAUCGCCAAGGAACUUCCAGGUGGCGGCAAGGUGGAUUGGUUGGAGAAGUCGGUAGAAGACAAGUACUUCCGGUACUGUGAUCUCGAGAACCCGACUCAUUUCAUGGCCUUGUGGAUGUCACGCGCAUCCCUCUCGAAAUUUCGCCUCAUGGAGACAUCUCACAGCUUCUACGAGGGUCCGGUUGAGGAGAAGCACAGAAUCACGUUAUCAAGUGCCUUAAGGUGGCUUCAGUGCGAUGCGAAGCUGGCGGCCUCGCCGCUGAUCCAGAGAUUCAGGUGGUUUCUCCAGAUCUACUACCCUUUCCCUGCCUACAUCCGCAUCACACAGUUUCUCAAACUGAACCCUCUGGAUCCGAAAGGCGAGUAUAUCUGGAACGCCAUGAGUGAUCACUUUGAGGCUCGGUUCGAACAACUUGAGCCGGGGUAUAAUCCUGUCUUUGUCCCUUUCACUGAGGUCAUUGUACGCACCUGGGAAGUGGUCGCAGCGGCACUCAGGAACUCAGGGCAGCCGGUGGUCCCGCCGAGAAUUGUGGCCAAAGUACAGGAAAAGCUGUCGGAAGUGACACCGGCUCUGAGUCCACAGUCUUCCGAUACCGGGCCCAAGGCUGAAGCGAUGAAUAUGAACCCCUAUGACUUUAGUGCACCUUUUCCGAUGGAUAUCGUUAGCCAGAGUCUCACUUACGAUCAGGGUACCUAUUCGCCAACAGACAAUGGUCUAUACACAAAUAUUAUCGUGCCGGACAUGCGAAGUAUCAACAUCGAUCAGUUCAACUGGGACUCAUUGGACUUGGGGCAAAAUGGGCAAGCGACAUGA
Colletotrichum lupini is the source of this 3786-nucleotide messenger RNA. RefSeq lists its product as uncharacterized. Gene Ontology annotation, biological process: regulation of DNA-templated transcription; DNA-templated transcription. Lineage: Eukaryota; Fungi; Ascomycota; Sordariomycetes; Glomerellales; Glomerellaceae. The record is from RefSeq and is a predicted model, not a curated record. The transcript has 11 exons. Bases 1 to 3786 code for a protein of 1261 amino acids. Gene Ontology annotation, molecular function: DNA-binding transcription factor activity, RNA polymerase II-specific; zinc ion binding; FAD binding.